AUGUCCAAUGGACCGUCCACACUUGUCCCACAACCUGACGACAAGGGUAGCCAUUACAAAACAGCUGCCAUAGUGGGCGGUGUCAUAGGUGGACUUGUUGGUCUGAGCCUCCUGAUCUUCCUUCUCAUUUUUUUCCGACGCCGGCGGCAAACUACCAUGAAGCGGCUUACCUUCGACCGAGACUUGAUGGUCCAGCACCGGGUACCGAGAUCACCACCAUCGACAUGGAUACCUGGAUCCUCAAUCUUUGGCUCCAAGAAGGGAUCGAACCGCGGAAGCCACCUCCAUACCACAGACAACAGAGCUGUGUUGGUGGAUGGCGAAUCUACGCGUGGUACUGACGUUGAGAAGCUUGGCUGGGAGGGAGAAUUCGGGGCUGGUUCAGCGGGCGUAGACACGGGCUAUGCAUUCACCCAUCCUAAAGCAGCGCUCGGGACGGGCCACAUUGUGCCCUCUCCGAAGGGCCCACGGCCAUCAACGAAACAGGCCAAUCUACCUCCAAUAAACUCGCCACUUCACCAGAUGCUACAAAAUCCGUAUCCGUCUCAGUCGCCGACGCAACCUGUUUCGCAAGCACAGCAACACGUUCUCGAGUGGGUUCAAACGCAGGCUCGGCCCCCGUUUGAGUCCCCAAUGAGAUCGGAACUUGCACCCCCGCCGCCCACGCAACGACGACGAUGA
Molecule: messenger RNA, 681 nt
Organism: Psilocybe cubensis
Lineage: Eukaryota; Fungi; Basidiomycota; Agaricomycetes; Agaricales; Agrocybaceae
Exons: 2
Coding region: 1-681 (226 amino acids)
Source: RefSeq, a predicted model, not a curated record